This is a messenger RNA of Symbiodinium natans, 1320 nucleotides long. The record is from the annotation of a GenBank genome assembly. Lineage: Eukaryota; Dinophyceae; Suessiales; Symbiodiniaceae.
AUGGCGCAUCUCCUCGCGACGUCGAAGGCAAAUCCCUGGAGGAAGGUGUCACCCACCUUAUGGUGGCUUCCUGUUGUGUAUUUGGCAUACCGGUGCAGCCAGACGCUCUCCGCGACCUUUGCCGUGAGCCUCGCAAGCUGUGAGGAGUUGCGGCAGAAGGUCGUAUGGGGCAGAGGCGGCGAAGCCCAGCUACGGGCGGCGGAGGGAGGCGGGGAUGCCCUGAAGCUCUGGAACCCCGGCCCGGCGAAGCUCAAGUCGCCGGCCGCGAAGCGCGCGCUGAAGAAUCUGCAGUAUGAUCCCUUGCUGGUCCUCUUCGAUGACACGGUCAAGGAGGAGUUCCGCAUCCUUGCCGCCCUGAAGCAGCAGCAGGAGCAAGCCGAGAGUAGAUCAGCCGGCCCGCCCGGGGCUGUCAGCGAGGCCUUCGGACUCGCUUCCUUGCGCAGGCGCAUUCUGCAGGUGAAGAGCCAGGAGUUGUUUCGGACUGCUGCAGAACUGCUCUACCUCAUGGUGGCCAGUAUGUUCAAGUAUCUGGAGGUGCCUCUGAUCCCUCCCCUCCAAGGGGGUGGGCUGGUGAAGCUCGACAUGAGCGGGGAGCAGCUGAAGGGGCUGACGGAGAUAUACUCCAUGGAAGCGUUGGAGAUGGUCAGAGAUCAUCUCUUCAAGAUUGUCGAUGUGCAGGCGCAGCCACAAGGCCCCAACGCCCCGACGCUGCGGAUUGCACUCUACCAGGCGAGCCAAGUCUACGCCAUGUCUGCAUUGUUCGGCUACUUCCUGCGGCAAGCCGAUAUUCGCUAUCAGCUCGACAAGCUGGUGUCAUUGGGAUCCAAAGAAGUUCCCCCUGAAGAAGACCAGCCCGAAGGCCGGCGAGGCCGCAAAAAGCAUCGGCGACCUGUUCCGCGGUGGAUGGAGCUCCAGUGGGUGCAAAGCGGGACGCAGUCGGAAGUGUCCUUGAAGGACUACAUCGAGCGUUUUGGCCCUGCGGAGCUGCGGCAGAUCAGGACAGUUGCUUCGGCAGAAGCACGGUACACGCUGGAGAUUCAAAUCGGGGCGCUCUUCGGCAACCUCCGAGAACUGAAAAGCCGACUGAUGAAAGCAGUCGAGGGUGCCCGCAACGAUGAGGAGGCUACGGAGCGACUCCAGAAGGCCGUGAUGUCGGGGAAGAUCCAGUCCAUCAGCGUCAGCUAUGAUAGCCUGCGGCGGCUCAUUUUGGAGGCCGUCUCCUUUGGCUCCGCCCUCUUCGAUGCGGAGACAGAGGUGAGCGGAGUGUACUCCUUAACGCCCACCGCAGAGCGGCCUGGUGCCAGCUUUGACGACUUGUGA